CAUAUCGACUAUGUAGCAGAGCAAUAGCAACACAGCCACAGAGAUAGCAGAUAGACAUACAUUGUGUGGAGGCACGAUUUCGACUAUACGAAACCAACUAUCACAUAACCAAAGCAAUAGCGCACACAGCGCAGCACCACUGUGAAUAAGCGGAACCACAUAAAAUUUCGCACAAACAAUGUGCUUUUUAUGUCGCGCAUACUACUAGUGAUGCCAAUUACGAGUUUUAUCUUCAUUUGAGUUUGGUUCGUUGAGCAGUGCAAAGCUUCUUCCAUUCAGUUCCAUUGAAUUAAAAAAUUAUUUUUCCCUAAUGUCAAGCAUGGCAAACGAUCAACAGAAUCACAUUGUUGAGAAUAAUGGUGAUGCGGCCAAUAUUCAAGAUGGUCUCUCAGCUGCUGAAUUGUUCGCCAAUCGUGAUGGUUUAACAUACAAUGACUUCAUUAUUUUACCUGGUUACAUUGAUUUCACCGCCGAUGAUGUGGAUCUCACGUCGCCGUUGACCAAGCAAAUUUCGGUGCGAGCACCGUUGGUGUCAUCGCCCAUGGACACAGUCACCGAAUCGGAUAUGGCCAUUGCAAUGGCAUUGUGCGGCGGAAUUGGUAUUAUUCAUCACAAUUGUACACCGGAAUAUCAGGCGACCGAAGUAUCGAAGGUUAAAAAGUACAAGCAUGGAUUCAUACGCGAUCCCGUUGUAAUGGGACCAACGAAUCGUGUGGCUGAUGUGCUCGAGGCAAAAAAGAAGAACGGUUUUACCGGCAUUCCAAUUACAGAAAAUGGUAAAUUAGGUGGUCGAUUGGUUGGCAUUGUAACAUCACGCGAUAUCGACUUUCGCGAACACGAUGGCCAAUUGUUAUUGUCAGAGGUCAUGACAAAAGUAGACGAUAUGAUUACCGCACCAAAUGGCGUUACAUUACAGGAAGCGAAUCGAAUUUUGGAAACCAGUAAAAAGGGUAAACUGCCAAUCGUCAAUGAUGCCGGUGAAUUGGUGGCAUUGAUUGCUCGGACCGAUUUGAAAAAGGCCCGUAGCUAUCCAAAUGCAUCAAAGGAUAGUAAUAAGCAAUUGUUAGUCGGUGCAGCCAUCGGCACCCGAUUGGAAGAUCGUGCCCGUUUGGUGCACUUGGUACAUGCCGGUGUCGAUGUUGUUGUAUUGGACUCAUCACAGGGUAACUCAGUCUAUCAAUUGGACAUGAUUAAGUUCAUCAAGAGCACAUAUCCAACAUUGCAAGUCAUUGCUGGUAAUGUGGUAACCAGAAAACAAGCCAAAAACCUUAUCGAUGCUGGUGCUGAUGCUCUACGUGUUGGCAUGGGCAGCGGAUCAAUUUGUAUCACACAGGAAGUAAUGGCUUGUGGAUGCCCACAAGCUACUGCCGUUUAUCAAGUUAGUUCAUAUGCUCGCCAAUUUGGUGUUCCAAUCAUCGCUGACGGUGGUAUCAGUUCCAUUGGUCAAAUUGUUAAGGCUUUGGCACUUGGCGCUUCAACGGUUAUGAUGGGCUCUUUGUUGGCUGGCACCAGCGAAGCCCCAGGUGAAUACUUCUUCUCAGACGGUGUUCGAUUGAAGAAAUACCGUGGCAUGGGUAGUUUGGAGGCGAUGGAACGCAAAGAUGCCAAAGGUGCUGCCAUGAGCCGAUACUUCCAUACAGAAAUUGAUAAACUUCACGUGGCUCAAGGGGUUAGCGGUAGCAUCGUUGACAAAGGUUCAGUACUUCAAUUUUUGCCAUAUUUAAAAUGCGGUUUGCAACACAGUUGCCAAGACAUUGGUGCACGUUCAGUGUCAGCUCUCAGAAAUAUGAUUUACAGCGGCGAAUUACGUUUCAUGAAGCGUACACAUUCAGCGCAGCUUGAGGGCAAUGUACAUGGACUAUUUUCGUAUGAGAAACGUCUUUUCUGAUUACCAAAGGGAACCAACCAACACAUCGCCAUUGGUUCAUCGAUUUCCAACUCAAAACCAGCACAUAUAUAUAAAUAAAAACAUUUAUAUUUUUUAUCACUUUUUAAUUGUACUUAUAUGAAUAAAUGAAGAGACAAAUUCCAAAAUGAACAAUAACUAUAAAAAAAAAAGAAUGAAACGAUAUCUCAGUCACUGUGUGUGUGUGUGAGAGAAGAUGACGGUGUUGUUUUUCGUCAUGUGACACAUGAUUUCGGCAUCGAUUAAUGAGUCAUUUGCAAUCAGAUGACAACUUCUUCUUGGAAAUAAACGUUGCGAUGACGGAUUCGGAUCCAAAACCACGAAUUUUUAUUAUUUUUUCACUUUUGUUAAUAAUAAACUGACGUGGUGGAUUAAACUAAUGAGACUUUAAAAUCAAAGCAUACGAAAAUAAUCGAUUUAAAUCGUUCAAGUGAUGAAUUAAGAGCAAUUCAUAGAAGAAAGUUGAUCGCGAUACAAUUAGAGUAAGAAGCUUUUUUCAUGGAAAUUUUUUCUUCAAAUAUGCAAUUGCAUCUUGAUUAUUUUUACUUUUCUUUGCUUUUUUGAAAAAUUCUAUCAUUUCAGAAACAUUGUCACUCUUCCAUACACAAUUUCUGUUUAACACAAAUUCGGUUAAGAAAAGUAAUUUUUAAAACGUUGUUUUCAAAUCUAACUCGAUUCUUUCAUUAUUCCGUAGAAACUCAAAGGAUAUUAUUUCUUAGAAAUGUUUUUUUUUUUUUUUUCAUUAUGUUAGAAAUGUUGUUGAAAAUGAUCAAUGUUUGUAGUUUUUCGAAUUUUCUAAAUUAUUUUGCCAUUUGGUCUAAAAAAAAAUUGAUUGUAAUUGUUGACAACUAAAGAAAAAUUAUGGAAAUCAAAAAUCGCACAAUGGAAAAAAUGUUCAUUGAAAAAUAUGAAAAGGAAAAAUAAAACCAAAGAACUGUAUAAAA
Sitodiplosis mosellana (orange wheat blossom midge) is the source of this 2850-nucleotide messenger RNA. It is a transcript of the gene ras, whose product is annotated as inosine-5'-monophosphate dehydrogenase. The transcript has 6 exons. The record is from RefSeq and is a predicted model, not a curated record. NCBI's taxonomy places the organism in Eukaryota, Metazoa, Arthropoda, Insecta, Diptera, Cecidomyiidae. Gene Ontology annotation, molecular function: IMP dehydrogenase activity. Gene Ontology annotation, biological process: GTP biosynthetic process. Bases 311 to 1888 code for a protein of 525 amino acids. Gene Ontology annotation, cellular component: cytoplasm.